ACCAGGAAGAACCAAGGACGUGACGCUAAUUCUUCUAUGGUACACGGUAGCUGUAUUUGACGAUAUCAUAACUGUGGUACUGUGAUUUUGGCUGGAUCCCUAACAGUCGAAUGUGACUGUGUUGCUGGUUUCGAGAGCAAUAAGAGAGGCAGUCAGGAUGAGUGGGGCUGCGCUGGGCAUUGAGAUAGUGGUGGUGUUCUUCCUGGCUCUGUUCCUGCUACAUCGCUAUGCAGACUUCCGUAAGCAGCAGAGGAUGGUGCUGUUUGGCACUUUGCUGGCCUGGUACCUGUGUUUCCUCAUCGUCUUCAUUCUUCCUCUGGACAUCAGCACGACAAUCUACAAGCAGUGUAAGAUUGAUCAUGAAGAACAUGGCUCCGUAUCCCUGGUGACCCCACUGAUAUCCAAUCAAACUGCAGGAAACUCCACUAUGGCCACACCCACUAAAAGUGUUCCAAAGGUGUGUUACAAGCCGUGGAGCUACAUUCCGGAUGGAAUCAUGCCUGUGUUCUGGAGGGUUGUUUACUGGACCUCUCAGUGUCUCACCUGGCUGCUGCUGCCCUUCAUGCAAUCCUAUGCACGCUCAGGGGGCUUCUCUAUCACUGGGAAAAUAAAGACGGCACUGAUAGAGAAUGCCAUUUAUUACGGGACAUACCUGCUCAUCUUCGGAUCGCUGCUUAUCUACGUUGCCGUUCACCCUCAGUGGCACCUCUCCUGGUAUGAGCUCCAGACAAUAGGCAUCACUGCAGCCAACACCUGGGGCCUGUUCCUGCUGGUGCUGUUGCUAGGUUAUGGCCUAGUAGAGAUUCCGCGCUCAUAUUGGAACGCCUCGCGGCAGGGACACCUGCUCAUCAAGACCUACUUCAAGGCAGCCAAGCUGAUGACAGAGAAGGCUGAUGCAGAGGAGAAUCUAGAGGACGUCAUGGAGGAAGUGAGAAAAGUCCAAGAAUCCAUCAAGUAUAACCACCCACUGAGGAAGUACAUCGAUACUAUUCUUAGAAAGUGCCCUGUGGAGUACCAGGAGAAGAUGGGCAGAAACAUUGAUGACUAUGAGGACUUUGAUGACAAACAGAACACCUAUCCUAGUGAAAAGAACCUGGUGAAGCUUCACAAACAGGUGAUCUACGCAGUGCAGAGGCACAACAGGACCCAUGUCCAGUGGCAGAUCCUCCUGCAGCAGGCUAUGCACCUGGAGGACGUGGCCAAGAAUGAGACCAGCUCAGCCCACCAGUUUGUUCACAGCUUCCCCUCCACAGAACCAACUAGCUGGCUCAGCCCAUACUUAUACACUCCUACUGUAGAGUGGUACUGGGAGUGCCUGCUGAGACAGUGGUUCUACCGUCUGCUGGCUGUGUUGCUGUCUUUGUUCUCUGUGGGUGUGGUGUGGUCUGAGUGCACCUUCUUCAGCACCCGGCCCGUCCUCUCACUCUUCGCUGUCUUCAUCCAGCUCGCUGAGAGAGACUACAACUACUUGUACAUCGAGAUGGCGUGCUUCAUCACCAUCUUCUUCCUGUGUACCUGCGUUUACUCCACUGUGUUCCGGAUCCGAGUGUUCAACUACUACUACCUGGCCUCACACCACCAGACUGACGCCUACAGCCUGCAGUUCAGUGGCAUGCUGUUCUGCCGUCUGACCCCUCCUCUGUGUCUGAACUUCCUGGGUCUGAUCCACAUGGACUCUGCCAUCUCCCACCAACUGAAGGAGCAGACGGCCUACACCUCUAUCAUGGGUUCUAUGAGGGUCCUAUCGUUCAUCGCUAAUGGCUUCUAUAUCUACUACCCCAUGCUUAUAUUGCUGCUUUGUAUUGCUACCUACUUCAGCCUGGGUACCCGCUGUCUGAACCUCCUGGGCUUUCAGCAGUUCGUGGGAGACAAUGAAAUGACCUCUGACCUGAUUGAUGAAGGCAAGGAGCUCAUUCGACGAGAGAAAAGAAAGCGCCAAAGGACAGAGGAUGGAGAGAACCGGCGAAGGGAGUGGAAGGAGCGUUAUGGUAACACUCGGGAAGACACUGCCAGGAAUAGGAAUAGAAGUGAAGCCGCAGAAAUGACGGAGACCAACUACUCUGAUACUGUGCCUAUCCCGAACACUAGCCCUAACAGACAGGCAAAAUACUCUCGGACUGGCAGAGGAACAGAGAGAGAUUCUAUAGAACUUCUCGAUGACGCAGAGCCUUUGGACUUCAAUGCAGAGACUCUUUCAGACGACCCUCUUGAAGCAGACUCCACCAGGCAUGUACCAGGCAGGUACCUGUCCAUGUCCUCGUCACGGAGCAGAAUCUUUGAUGAUGUUUGAGAAGAGUAGCGAGGGAGAGUCGAAGGAACAGGAAAGCUAAAUAUUGCACAUGAAUUUAUCCUCCACUCAUCCACCUUGCAGGGAAGACAAUAGGAAGGAGAGAGACUCUCAGACUCUGUGAAUGUAGCACGACCUCUUAUCUUCCACUCCACUGUUGGCAUGAUGUAUCUGCUGCUCCUUGUCUCCAAUAGCUUGUCUUCUGUCAGAACACUCCAGUGGCUGUUGAUAUACACUUCCCUAUUAGACCGAUAGCUGUCCUCCCCUGUGCAGCAUGUCAUGAAUGCAGAUCCGUACCCCAUUUGGGCUCAUCACUGUUUCUCAUCCGUUAAACCACUUCGUCAUUUCUGUUAUUACUUAUACAUGAAUUUCCAUUCAAGGUCCUCUUCCUGUGGUAUCCCCUGUGAUCUUUACAAUGGAUCUUACCUCAAAAAUCUGGUUGAUGGGCUGAUUACAUUGUUCAUCAUUUUGAUGAGAAGAUAAGUAAUUACUACUAAUUUAAGGAUAUUUUUGGAGGAAGACUUAUUUAAAAGUCUUAACCCACGAAAAGUUAUUAACUUUCUACUUAUCUGUCAGCAAAAUAGAAAUAGUGGGAAAAAGUAUCAAUGUUUCAAUGGAGCGGCAGGUAGCCUAGUGGUUAGAGCGUCGGACUAGUAACCGAAAGGUUGCAAGAUCGAAUCCACGAGCUGACAAGGUAAAAAUCGGUCAUUCUGCCCCUGAACAAGGCAGUUAACCCACUAGGCCGUCAUUGAAAAUAGGAAUUUGUUCCUAACUGACCUGCCUAGUUAAAUAAAGGUUAAAAAAAAAAAGAAUUAGUCUUGUGUUGCCAGUCUUGUAUUAUCCUGGUAUAUGGACGGAAGGACAGUUGCUUAGGUCUGUUUCGGAAGCUGCUACCAUAGAAACUGAGUGUACUGUAUUUAGACCUUUAGUUUAAUGUGCAAUCUAUGUGAUCCAGCCCACACUGAGUUAACUGAAUUAACAGUGUUUGUACUGCCCAUAGAUCCUGCCCUGAUGUUCUUAUCGUUCACUUGAAUUGAUGUGAGAUUUGUGCAAAUCGGAUCUCAAGUUGGAAUUUGGCCCAUAAUGCUCGAGAUGUUGCUGAAAUUGAUGGAGGUCAACUGAUACAGCUGAUACUAAAAAUAGAUUUACCAUUGCUCUUAAUUGUGAUAUAUUCUCUAUGUUCUAUUCCGAGUGUCAAAAUGACCUUACGUUUGUUUGAAAAUAUUUUUUGUGGAUUCUGUUGACAGGCCUGUUUUAAAAGUAAUGUUCUAUAUUGUGUCAUUAGCAAUUAACUGCUUGACAUAAGUAAUGCCUUAUUUAUUGUCAAACUAUUUGAAUUUUAGGUGUUAAAUUUAUCUACUGAAGUCUUUUUGGGAUAUCAUUGUGCCAUAUUGUUUUGUUUAUUUGACUGCAUUACAAAAAUGGCAAAGGCACAUUUUUUCCAGUUAUGAUUUCAUUAUUUUUGGUUUAAUUACUUGGAUCAAUCAAAAAAGAAAAGUGAACUUUUUAAAUGUAUUGCAUAUAAAUAUUUAUUCUUAUGUUCUUCAAGAGGUCUUGCUGGAAGGUACUGCGAAACAACAGGUCAUUGUGCCACUGAAAUACAUUGUCCUAGAAAUAUGACUUCAUAUUGUGUCAACUUGAAACAACUACUGUAACUGUAUGAGCUUGGUUGGAUGAGGAAUUCAGGUAAAAACACAGUCAGAAGCAUGCAGGUUAAAUGCAUGGUAUUCACCAUUUUGAAGGAGUUGGACAAUUAUUAUAAAAUUGUGUUAAAUUGUAAUCUGUUGUAAAUAAUAUUUUAGAUUUAACCAGUCCCCCGUCUCUCAAUGUAUGUGUUAAUGAUGCUCUUAUUUAAAAUUGUAUUAUAUGGUUCUAUUCAUCUAGAAGACAAACGUCAACACAUGUACAACAUGCUAUUUAUUCUAAAUUAAUUUAACUGCAUCUGUUAAGGUCACUGGUAACCAUGAGCUAAAAAAUGGUCUUGUCAGGUUGGAUGCCCCUUGAACUCCUUACAAUCUCUUUUUGUAAAAAGUAAGAAAUGAAUUAAAUUGAUGCUCCCCAACUUUUGUAUAAUUUCAGCCAAUAGUUUUGAAAGUGGUUCGCCCAAGCGAACCACUCAUCAUCCAAUUUUGUCAUCCAUUUUGUAUGUUGUUACAUUCUGAUUUUGUAUUUUUUGUUGUAAUUCAUAUAUGUUAUGAAUACAAUAUGUUACAAAAUUUGUUGUGCUUAAGAUCCUGGACUGCAUCUUUAAAGUAAAGUUCCUAAUGAAUUAUAUAGACGUGUAGUGUUAGUGAGAUACUUUUGGUCAUGUAGUGUAUGUGGAAACCUGUUUGUCGAACAUCUCAUUUCAAAAUCAUGGGCAUUAAUAUGGAGUUAGUCCCCCCCCCCCCCCCUUGCGGCUAUAACAGCAACCACUCUUCUUGGAAGGCUUUCCACUAGAUGUUGGAGCCAGUGGUGUAAAGUACUUUCAAGUAUUUUUACUUAAGUUGUUUUUUGGUGUAUCUGUACUUUACUAUUUAUAUUUUUGACAACUUUUACUUCACUACAUUCCUAAAGAAAAUAAUGUACUUUUUACUCGAUCCAUUUUCCCUGACACCCAAAAGUAGUCGUUACAUUUUGAAUGCUUAGCAGGACAGGAACAUGGUCCAAUUCACACACGUAUCAAUAGAACAUCCCUGGUCAUCCCUACUGCCUCUUAUCUGGCGGACUCGCUAAACACAAAUGCUUUGUUUGUAAAUUAUGUCUGCAUGUUGUACUGGGCCCCUGGCUAUCUGUACAUUUAAAAAAAUAUAUAUAUAAUAAUAAAAAAGAAAAAAAAGAAUUGUGCCAUCUGGUUUACUUAAUAUUAGCAAUUUGAAAUGAUUUAUACUUUUAAUUUUACUUUUGAUACUUAAGGACAUUUAAAACCAAGUACUUUUAGACUUACUCAAGUAGUAUUUUACUGGGUGACUUUUACUUGUCAUUUUCUAUUAACUUCUACUUCAUCACAAUCCCGGAUCCGGGAGCACCCCCAUCAGUAAAAAAGCUGACUAGCAUAGCAUAGCAUAGCGUCACAAGUAAAUACUAGCAUCUGAAUAUCAUUAAAUCACAAGUCCAAGACACCAGAUGAAAGAUACACAUCUUGUGAAUCAGGCCAUCAUUUCUGAUUUUUAAAAUGUUUUACAGGGAAGACACAAUAUGUAUUUCUAUUAGCUAACCACGAUAGCAAAAGACAACUUUUUUUUUUUUCACCAUUUUUUUCUUGCAUAGGUAGCUAUCACAAUUUCGACCAAAUAAAGAUAUAAAUAGUCUCUAACCAAGAAACAACUUCAUCAGAUGACAGUCUGAUAACAUAUGUAUUGUAUAGCAUAUGUUUUGUUAGAAAAAUGUGCAUAUUUCAGGUAUAAAUCAUAGUUUUACAUUGCAGCCACCAUCACAACUCUCACCAAAGCAACUAGAAUAACUACAGAGACCAACGUGAAUUACCUAAAUACUCAUCAUAAAACAUUUAUGAAAAAUACACAGCGUACAGCAAAUGAAAGACAAAGAUCUUGUGAAUCCAGCCAAUAUUUCAGAUUUUUUGUGUUUUACAGCGAAAACACAAUAUAGCAUUAUAUUAGCUUACUACAAUAGCCAACCACACAACAUCAUUGAUUUAAGCCAACAAUAGCGAUAACGAAUAAACCAGCAAAAGAUAUUAAUUUUUUCACUAACCUUCUCAAACUUCUUCAGAUGACAGUCCUAUAACAUCAUAUUACACAAUACAUAUAGAGUUUGUUCGAAAAUGUGCAUAUUUAGCGGCACAAAUCGUGGUUAUACAAUGAGAAUAGUAGCCAAGCUGCCAACAAAAUGUCGGGAGAAAUCUUGGGAGAGGCACCUAAUCUAAUCAGUAACUAAUCAUAAACUUGACUAAAAAAUACAGGUUGGACAGCAAAUGAAAGAUACAUUAGUUCUUAAUGCAACCGCUGUGUUAGAUUUUUUAAAUUAACGUUACUACGACAUACAGCGUGCGUUAAAGCGAGACCGCACCGAAAUUAAUGGCGGAAUAGUAGUUUUACAUUUUUCAACAGAACAACGAUUUAACAUCAUAAAUACUUCUUACUUUUUGAUGAGCUCCCAUCAGAAUCUUGGGCAAGUUGUCCUUUGUCCAGAGGAAUCGUUGCUCGGUUGUAGAUUGUCGCCUUCAACUUUGGAAUUAGCAGUAAACAUUAGCCAUGUGGCGAAGACGUGUCCAACUCACUAUAACGCAGCACUAAGAAAUAUCCGAAAAUCGCAAUAUACUGAUAUAAACUGAUAUAAUGUUGUUAUUUUAAACCGAGUUAUGAUGUCUUUAACACCUAUAUCGAAUAAAAUCAGAGCCGGAUAUAUCUAAGGCCUAUAACGGGAGCUUUCCAGAACGCAAUCCUGAGGUCUGUCUUGCGUCAUGGCGAAUGUUGAAAAGAUUGCACCCCACGUUCCAAGACCAUUUAUAUGGCCUCAGAUCUGCCUAGCAACUCCAUUCCAAUUCUCACUAUUUGCUGACAUCUAGGGGAAGGCGUAUGCAGUGCAUCUCGACCAAUAGAAGACAUGCAAAUUAAUAAACUGACCCCAGAACAGCCUGCCUGAUUUCAGAUUUCUCACUUCCUCACAGGAAAAUUGCUCCAACUUGAGUUCUGUUUUACUCACAUAUAUAAUUCAAACGGUUUUAGAAACUAGAGAGUGUUUUCUAUCCAAUAGUAAUAAUAAUAUGCAUAUUGUACAAGCAAGAUUUGAGUACGAGGCAGUUUAAUUUGGCGAACGAAAUUUUUACAAAGUGAAAACAGCACCCCCUAUUGAGAAAAGGUUUUAAGGUAUCUUUACUUUUACUCAAGUAUGGUAUUUGGAUACUUUUUCCACCACUGGUUGGAACAUUGCUGCCAUUCAGCCACGAGCAUGAGUGAGGUCAGGCACUGAUGUUGGGUGAUUAGGCCUGGCUCGUUCCAAUUUAUCUCAAAGGUGUUUGAUGGGGUUGAGGUCAGAGCUCUGUGCAGGCCAGUCAAGUUCUUUCACACUGAUCUCGACAAACCAUUUCUUUCCACUGCUCCAGACUCCAAUGGUGGUGAUCUUUACACCUCUCCAGCCAAUGCUUAGCAUUGCACAUGGUGAUCUUAAGCUUGUGUGCAGCUGCUCUGCCAUGAAAACCCAUUUCAUGAAGCUCCUGACGAACAGUUAUUGUGCUGAUGUUGCUUCCAGAGGCAGUUUGGAACUCAGUAGUGACUGUUGCAACAGAGGACACCAUUUUUUCACUCUUCAGCACUCAGCGGUCCAUUUCUGUGAGCUUGUGUGGCCUAUAACAUUGCGUUGUUACUCCUAGACGUUGCCACUUAACAAUAACAGCACUUACAGUUGACCAGGGCAGAAAUUUGACAAACUGACUUGUUGGAAUGGUGGCAUCCUAUGACCGUGCCACGUUGAAAGUCACUGAGCUCUUCAGUAAGGCCAUUCUACUGCCAAUAUUUGUCUAUUGAGAUUGCAUGGCUGUGUGCUUGAUUUUAUAUGCCUGUCAGCAAUGGGUGUGGCUGAAAUAUACGAAUCCACUAAUUUGAAGGGGUGUCCACAUACUUUUGUAUAUAUAAUGUUGAUAGGUAUCCUCAAACUGAUUUUGGUGAAGAUGUUUUGGUUUUUCUUUGUAUUUCAUUUUCCCUGCACAUGUACUCUGAUGCUGGAUUGUUAUAAUUUAUUAAACCCUGGUGUUGGUCCUUGUUUAUUUUUUUUUUUAUGUAGUAUUUAGACUACAAUAGCAUGUAUUAUACCACUGUUGUGCAAAUAAAUAAACUAAAGCAGCCUUAAAUUA
Messenger RNA from Salvelinus fontinalis (brook trout), 8078 nucleotides. RefSeq names its product G-protein coupled receptor-associated protein LMBRD2B. Gene Ontology annotation, biological process: adrenergic receptor signaling pathway. NCBI's taxonomy places the organism in Eukaryota, Metazoa, Chordata, Actinopteri, Salmoniformes, Salmonidae. The transcript has 18 exons. The record is from RefSeq and is a predicted model, not a curated record. Bases 158 to 2290 code for a protein of 710 amino acids. Gene Ontology annotation, cellular component: membrane.